AUGGAAUCCAACGAGACGGAGGAGGAGCUCGAGGAUGCGACGGAAGGCGAAGAAGAAGAGGCCAACCAGAUCCCUGACAUAGAGGAGUUCUUGGCCGAUGAAGAGCAGCAGGUGGAACCUACACCGACCUCACCUUUGCCGACCUCUUCGCCUUCACCCCAGAGGACACCGACGAAAAGCCAUGGAAAGCAUGGUCCAAGAAGCGGCUCUUCGGCUGGCAGCGAGGCUUCCCAUGCCCGAGCUCUCUCCGGCCGAGACCGCGACAGCAGAGAUAGCAAGAGCCCGAGCAAAGACAGCAGCUCGGCUCAGAAGAAGCCACGAGGCAAUUUGCCCACUGCGCCAUCGUUCAAUGGCGACAGAAGAGCUGAUCCACGGUGCUUCAAGAAGUAUGUCAACAAGGUGGACAGCUACGUGGCCCUGGCUGAGAAGAUCAUCGACCAUGGAGAGAUUGGCCUACGCCUUCACGCAGCCCUUGAAGGUGAAGCGGCUGACUUCCUGGAGGAGGUCCCUGCUCGGACCUUUGGCGCUCCAGACGGCUGGAAGGUGCUCCUUCGAGUGUUGAGGGACAAGUACGACGAGACCCCCAUGCACAAGAUGGGCACCGCCAUGAAGAACUUCUUCAACCUCCAGCUGGCCGCCGACAAGAACCUCACCAUGCGUGAAGUGGCUGAGCAUUUGGACAAAGCGGCAAGACAAUGCCGUGAAGCUGGUUUGGACCUUCCCGAUGCGGUGAUGAUCCACGUCUUCUUCCAGCACACCAAUGCCAGCUACGAGAGGCAAGCCAGCUUCCUGUUGCGCACUGGUGGCAACUAUGAUUGGGCCAAGAUCAAGAAUGCCAUCGACGUGCUCUACCCCAACACCAUGGUCAAGGUCAGCCCCUCGUCCUCUAAGGGAACUGGCUACCGAGGAAGAGCAGCACACGAGGUACAACAUUCCUCCCAAUGGACAUCGUCAGACUGGACCAUCCCCGACCUGCAGGACACCUCCAUCUCAUGGGACGAGUGGCUUUGUGACAAUGACCCCAUUGAGAUGCUCGCCGAACAGACCUUUGCCGACAUCCGUGAUGACACCUUCAUCCCGGAGCAGCUUGCACGUGACUUGGUGGGUUGCUUCAACACCCAUCGAGAGAACAGACAGAAGUUGGCCAAAGCUGUCCAAGCUCGCGGCUACUACGUCCGCGGCAAGGGCAAAGGCAAGGGCGGAGAUCGAGGAGCAGGCCGUGGUGGGAAGAAAGGAAAGGGCAAGGGCGGUAAGUCCUCAGGCAAGAACCGAGCCCGAGGCGGCCUUUCCUUGCAGGAGCUGAAGGCCAAGACCGCAUGUGCUGAAUGCGGCGCCGUUGGCCACUGGAAGGACGAAUGCCCCAACCGGAAGUCCAACCUCACGCACCACACCGAGUACCGCCAAGACGAACCUGAUGAGGCUGAGUGGCAGGACUAUGAAGGCCGAGAUGAACGCGAAUGGGAGUGGGAUGAUGCCGACUGGGACUUCUGGCACUUCUGGAAGGAGGAAGCGCAGAGCUAUGUUCCGGAGGCCUCUCGCUCAUCGCAUGCAGCCAGCAGACCUCUCAAGCCACAGACAGAUGAAGAGGCAGCCAACGACCCGGAGACCCUCGCAGAAAUCCGGGAGCUCAAGCGCAAGGCUAUGCCAUCAUCUUCGAUUGGCCUCAAGACCUCAAGUCCCAAGACGGCGGCGCCCAAACAAGUCAAGCAGGUGCGGAACAUCUAUGUGGAGCAGAACGCCAAGACCCAGAUCGAGACCGAGCACGACUCCAAGGACAGCCUGUUCUCCGACGAGUUCCUGGACACGAGCGCCUUGGGAGAUGGGAAGUCCGUUUGGGACCUUUUGAAAGAGCCUCAACCUGGACCCAAUCUCGAUGAGUUGAGGCGGAAGCGAGAUGUCUUGACGCUGCGCCGCCUGGACUUCGACACCACUUCAACGAGGAGCGCUAUGUCUUUGACCCGAAGGCCACCGACAGUGGAUCCUGACAAGAUCUACCUGACGAUUGACACCGCCUGCGAGAACACGGUGAUCGGCUCCGUCUACCUGGAAAAGGUGCUUCAGCGACUCGGUGCAUAUGGCAUCAUGCCACUGGCCGACAAGGAGUGCGAACAGUACUGCUUUGGCCCUGGUGCACCAAAGACAUCAACGAUGAGGCUGUCGGUUCCGUUGGGGAUCGAUGGACGCCCGAUGAUCGUGCGCACCUCAGUCAUCCAGGAAGACGCUGCAGCUUCCAAUCGGGUGCCCUUCCUGGCCGGUCAAGACUGGUUGGUGAUGAUGAAGGCCGUGAUCGACCUAGGCAACAACCGGCUUUCCUUGCCAGCAGCCAGCUGUGAAGUGCCCCUCUACAUCGAUGUGUCUGGCCACAUGGUCAUCUGCAUCGAGGACUAUCCAUGUACAGGAUGGCCUCCAGGUCUUUCGACCACUUUGGAUCAGUACCCUGGAGCCAUUUUCAACGUGUCAAACGACACCAACUUCCUGCGCCCCGAGCAGCAGCAAAAGGGCGUGAUGCAGUCUGACAAGAUGGACCUCAACAUGUCCCAGAUAGUCAUGGACCACAACUAUGUGUACGAGCCCAAUGAUGAUGUUUUGAACCCUGGGGUGCAUUCACGGGGACCGUGCACCCUUCCCAAUGACUACUGGGAGUACAUGACCACUUGUGGAGCUGUUGUCCGGCACCAUCGGAGGCCUCGGCGACACCUUUUCGACCCGGAAGAACUGGACAGUGGGCCCGGGACUCAAAACCUCCAGCCCACGAGAUUGACCAUCGUUGCCAGUUCGAAGCCGAGGGAGUACAUUUGGGAUACUUGGCCAACCCCACCGGAUGCUUCGUGUCCACCUUCAUUGGAGUGUUGGGUUGGCAAGACAUACUUUUUCUUGCAAGGGUUUGACCCCCACAAGAUCAAGAUCCCUGUCACCACAGCCGGAACUGCAGUCAAGUUUGAUGACGGUGCCGAGUUGCAUGUCGCUCCCAACAGUUUGAAGCCCCGUCACAACAAGAAGAUUUUGCAGUUUGAUUUCAACAGCCGUCCACCGAUUUUCGAGCACGAGAGCACGAUCCACAAGGAUUCCUUUCGUAUUCCUGAAGGGUCAUCCAGCAAGAAGUUCAAGCGCAGCCGGGCGGAAUGCUUGGAGCUGUGGGCACGCCUUGUCACGAAGAUGGACAUGCUGUGGAGCAUGCUCAUGAGGCAUCACAUCACCAAUAUCAUGGUCCGCGAGUUCAAGCACAGGGCACCAGCAUUGAUGGGCUACAUGGAGGCCAUGAUCGCUCAGGAACAGUUCCUCCAGCUCCCAUCGACUUUGCCACCUUCGACGACGGCAGCUCCGGGCCAGACGGCCAAGGCGAUCAAGGCACCCUACCCGGAGAAAGUCAAGCUAUGCCCACACGACGUGGAGGCAGCACGUCGGAUCGGGAAUGCACACGGACGUUUCAGGGAGUGCAUUCAGUGCGGACUGGUGAUGAAGGCCCUGCCGGACAACUACACGAUCCCGAUCACCCACGAGGAAGUCAUCGUCUACGGCAUCACGCACGGGGUGAGGGAUCGACCAGGCGGAAAAGUGCAUCCACAAGCACAAGGAGUGCAGCGGGACACAACGGAGUGCUGCACCAGCUUGGGAGAGUGCUACUCGCUCUCAUCGCGACCGCCUUCUGCUACACAGACCCAGCAGCACAGCAGGUCCGCGGGCCAAGCUUCGAGACACUCUUCGAGGAUGACAUCUUCGGACCAGGCCGAAUUCCGCCAGCAGAACGGCUCGGACUGGGAGUUUGCGGGGAUGGAGACGGACGACUAG
Durusdinium trenchii is the source of this 3789-nucleotide messenger RNA. The record is from the annotation of a GenBank genome assembly. Lineage: Eukaryota; Dinophyceae; Suessiales; Symbiodiniaceae.